Microthlaspi erraticum is the source of this 2016-nucleotide messenger RNA. NCBI's taxonomy places the organism in Eukaryota, Viridiplantae, Streptophyta, Magnoliopsida, Brassicales, Brassicaceae. The record is from the annotation of a GenBank genome assembly.
AUGAUGACAUUCCGCCCGUUGAUGCGUCGACUUCCAAUGGAAACCAUACAGGUGUUGGUUCCGGUGGAACACAAGUUCACAGUGGUGCUGUGUUGCCUUUUGUUGACUGGAGAAAACUAUAAUAAGUGGGCAUCGGAGUUGCUUAAUGCUCUUCAGGCCAAACGAAAGCUAGGUUUCAUACAUGGAGUCCUUCCGAAACCAGCUGUUGGGAUCCCUGAUAUGGAGAAUUGGUUGACGGUGAAUUCAAUGCUUGUGGGUUGGAUUCGAGCGUUGAUUGAACCUAAAGUUAGGUCUAUUGUAACGUAUAUCUCGGAUGCUCACUUGUUGUGGACCGAGCUCAAGGAACGUUUCUCAGUUGGAAACAAAGUGCGUACUCAUCAGAUUAAGUCUCAGCUUGCUGCGUGUCGACAGGAUGGACAAUCUGUUCUUGAGUACUAUGGUCGUCUCUCUGCCUUGUGGGAAGAGUUACAGAUGUAUCAACCAGCGAUCUCAUGCUCCUGUGGAGCUGCCUCUGUUUUUGCCAAAGAAAAGGAGGAAGAAAAAAUCCAUCAAUUUGUUAUGGGUCUCGAUGAUGCGAGAUUUGGUGGACUCUGCACGGGAAUCAUUGCAGCAGAUCCGUUGCCAAGUCUCGGUGAGAUUUAUUCUAAGGUGGUUCGCGAAGAGCAAAGAUUGGCGUCGGCACGACUCCGUGAUCAAAACCAAGAGGUUUUGCUACACGGCGUGAUUGAAGUGUCACUCUCGUCCCGGCGAGAACAGAGUCAGAGUUCUGACUCGCGUUCUGACGUACCAAACUCAAUCCGUCGUGACAAAAAUGUCUUGUGUGCUCACUGUGGUCGUUAUGGUCAUGAGAAGAAGGAUUGCUGGCAGCUUGUUGGCUUUCCUGAAUGGUGGAAUGAACGCAAUAACGGGUUUGGUCGUGGUGGUGGUCGUGGAAGAGGUGGACGUGGAGCUGGUGUCAACAAUUCUGGCCGUGGUGGCGGUCAAGCUAAUGCAGCGCAUGCCACAAGCUCUAAUGCGUCUUCUUUUCCCGAGUUCACUCCUGAUCAAUGGAAAGCUCUCUCCAAGUUAAUUCAAGAGAAAUCGGGUGAAGCUAGUUCAGACAAGUUGUUUGGUAAGAAAGGUUAUGGUGAUGUUAUUCUUGAUACAGAUCUCAAUUGUACAUUGAUUUCUGUGUCGAAACUGCUAAAACAAACCAGUGGAGUGGCUAUAUUUACUGAUACUCUUUGUGUGUUACAUGACCGUUUUUCGAGGACUCUGAUUGGAGCCGGUGAGGAACGUGAUGGGGUUUACUACUUCAAGGACGUCAUGGCUGCAAGGAUUCAUCGAGCUGUUGCUGAUUCAGAAUUAGCUUUGUGGCACCAGCGGCUAGGACAUCCGUCCUUUUCUGUGCUUUCUUCUUUACCGUUGUUUUCUGGUGUUUCGAAAUCUGUUUGUUCGGGUCAGUGUGACGUGUGUUUCCGAGCAAAACAAACUAGAGAGGUGUUUUCAGAGAGUCUUAAUAAAACAAAGGAAUGUUUUUCCCUUAUUCAUGUUGAUGUAUGGGGUCAAUACCGUGUGCCUUCCUCUACGGGAGCUGUUUAUUUUUUAACUAUCGUUGAUGACUAUUCUCGAGCAGUUUGGACGUACUUGCUACUUGAGAAAUCCGAAGUUAGUAAAGUCUUGAAGAAUUUUCUCGCUUAUACAGAGAAGCAAUUUGAGAAAACAGUAAGGAUGGUGCGUAGUGACAAUGGCACAGAAUUUAUGUGUCUGUCUUUUUUUUUCCGCGAGAAAGGCAUAGUUCAUCAAACUUCUUGUGUGGCUACACCUCAGCAGAACGGACGUGUUGAGCGAAAGCACAGACACAUCCUCAACGUGGCUCGUGCCUUGCUGUUUCAACGUAACUUACCAAUCAAGUUUUGGGGAGAGGCGAUCCUCACUGCUGCAUAUAUGAUUAACCGUACACCCUGUGCUAUUCAUCUUGGCCGCUCUCCUUAUGAGAUACUACACGGUCAGAAACCUUCCUAUGACCAGUUAUGA